AUGUUUCGUAAAUUUUUAAUAUUUCUUUUAAUUUUAUUUUUUAUUCCUAUUAUCAUUGCGACAGAGAAUUGCCUUUAUAAAUGUAGAGAUGGGAAAGAAAAUCUAGUUGAUGGACGUUCAGAUUUUAAAGCAAAAUAUCCUGUAAAAAUUAAACGUCUACGUGGAACACUUUACCGUCCGAACAAAGAACCUGCUUGUAAUGAAAAUAGAGCGACUGUUUUAAUGCCUGGAAUUGUUAAACUUUUGGAGGUCAGAAUGACAGUUAAUUCGCCUAAUUUUGAUAAACCAAUUUGUUUAAAUGGGACAAGUCAGUAUUUAGCUAUGCCUAAUUCUUGGUGUUCAUUCAAUUUAUGUGAAUUUAUUGGAAAUGAUUUAUGCAAACUUUUACAAACACCCGGAAUUCAUACAAUUAGGGAAUUAGAAAAAGUACUUAAUUUUAACUCAACCCAACUCCUUCCUGAUCCACCUGGUAUUUUUGGGAUUACUUUAUUGGAUAUAUUAUCGGUAAAUUUAUUUACAGUAAUUAAUAUCCCAUCCAAGUCAAUACACCCCCUCUCCCCUCCCCCGAGGAAAAAAUCGUGUUUUCGGUGUAGUGGGAAGAUUUUCAGUCAAUAA
Messenger RNA from Meloidogyne enterolobii, 615 nucleotides. The record is from the annotation of a GenBank genome assembly. Lineage: Eukaryota; Metazoa; Nematoda; Chromadorea; Rhabditida; Meloidogynidae.